Vitrella brassicaformis is the source of this 1205-nucleotide messenger RNA. The record is from the annotation of a GenBank genome assembly. NCBI's taxonomy places the organism in Eukaryota, Vitrellaceae.
CACCCAGCUAAGGAAUCGGCUGCUGCGUGCUGUACGCCGGCGAAUGCGAAUUCUCGGCAGCCAACGUGCCCUUCACCAUGUACUCGCUGUCACACACACACACACACACUGCCUGAUGUGAUUGACUGAUACAUGGGUCAAUCAGUGUGCUGAUGCCCACCUGUGAGCCGUCUGGCUGCCGGCGUCGCCGAUCUGGGUGAGAGGGCCCUGGGUCUCUACCGGCAGGCUGCCGCCACACACACACACACACACGAGAGAGAGAGAGAGAGAAUGGGCCAUCCAUCCACGCGCAUUGGGGGGGAUUGGGGGCUACUGCAUGUGCUGUCAUCUCUCUCUCUCUCUCUCUCUGUGUGUGUGUGUGGCUGACAUGUAUACCUCUUUGGGAAGAGCCACUCGUUGAUGGCGAGAUACAGUGAGUAGACGCCGAACAGAAAGAUCAGCGGCACAUGCCCAAUCGACACCGAGUGGAGUGUCCUGACCACACCACACACACACAGAGUCACCACAGCACAACACGACAGACACCCCAAGAAACACACAGCGUCGCGUCCACGAGAUCUUCCCUGCCUCCCUCCCUCUCGCUGCCCCUCUCUCUGUCUAUCGUACUCGUGUUGUUGGUACGCGCCAAAGCCGGGGAACUCCACCGCCACGCUCACAGCCACCACUAUCAUCAACACAAACUGAACCAACCCAUGGACACGUCAUGGAUGGCGGAUUGCGGCCAUUUUCAGGGGAGAGCCUCACUCACCUGCACCAGGGCGUUGAGGAGGAAGGUGGCGACCUGCACAAAACACACACACACACACACAGGGAGAGAGCGUCAGCACCCAAACAGGCACUUACGCGGCAGUCGCAGUGCGUGUAGAUGCCCGCCAGCAGAGCCAUUGUCGUCAGCAACGCACCCUGCACCCAUCCAUCCAUCCCUCGUCAUCUUCCAUAUGCCUUUGACCACGAACCGACCGAGAAGUUGGCGAAUAUGAAGUUGAUGUAGACAAACACGCCCUGCGCCCCUAGCAGCCCCACAAACAGCUCACGCGUCCACCCCCUUUUCAUGCCCUUCCCUCCCCCUCCGCCAUUGCCGCCGCCCUCUCCCUGUUCAGUGGUGCCGGGCUGGGUCUGCUGUUUGGAGUACUGGCUCACGCCCACGAGCGCUUCGUCCGCUGGGUGGUGGAGCUUGCUGCUGUCCAUCAUCUAUGCCGAAAUCG